Messenger RNA from Arabidopsis thaliana (thale cress), 1546 nucleotides. RefSeq names its product Galactose oxidase/kelch repeat superfamily protein. NCBI's taxonomy places the organism in Eukaryota, Viridiplantae, Streptophyta, Magnoliopsida, Brassicales, Brassicaceae. The record is from RefSeq and is marked reviewed. The coding region runs from base 146 to 1393 and encodes 415 amino acids. The transcript is spliced from 6 exons.
CGGAGAUCAAGAUCUGACAUUGUUAUGUGCUUGAAUUCUUCAUCAAGCUCGUCAGAAAAACACCAAAAGGUUUCAAAUUUAUCUGAAAUUCGUGAAACCCUAAAAAGGGUUAUGUCAAGGUAGAAGAGACAGAACAAAGAUAGAUAUGGUAAGGAAGCAGAAGUACGGGAAGGUAGUGUUGGUUUCUUGCAUCGCGCUUCUAGCAACCGGACUCAUUGCCGACUUUCUCUGGGCUACUUCUCAUCGAUUCUCCUCCGCCGCAAUCUCCGCCGGAUUAUCUCUACCUUCUUCACUUACCACCGUAAUCGUUCCUGGCCAGGAGAAAGAUACAAAGAAGAAGAAGGAUAGUGUGAAGGAAAGGAAACUGUCUAAUACGUUUCAAGAUUUGCCUGCUCCUGAAUUGAAAUGGGAGAAGAUGGCAGCUUCACCUGUACCUCGUCUAGACGGAGCUGCAAUUCAGAUUAGGGAUCUUCUUUAUGUAUUUGCUGGAUAUGGAACCAUUGAUCUUGUGCAUUCACAUGUCGAUAUCUACAAUUUCACUGAUAACUCGUGGGGAGGAAGAUUCAAUAUGCCAAAAGAUAUGGCGCAUUCUCAUUUAGGGAUGGUAACGGAUGGGCGAUACAUUUAUAUUGUUACUGGUCAGUUUGGUCCACAAUGCAGAGGUCCUACAGCUAAAACAUUUGUGCUUGAUACUGAUACAAAUACAUGGAAGGACUUUGUUCCUUUACCAGUUCCUAGGUAUGCACCAGCUACUCAGCUUUGGAGAGGAAGACUUCAUGUGAUGGGUGGAAGCAAAGAGAAUCGAUUUACACCAGGACUUGAACAUUGGAGCAUCGCAGUGAAAGAUGGCAAAUCUUUGGAAAAUGAGUGGAGAAGUGAAAUCCCGAUCCCUCGUGGAGGACCUCACAGGGCAUGUGUAGUAGUUGAUGACCGACUAUUUGUAAUUGGUGGUCAAGAAGGUGAUUUCAUGGCUAAACCUGGAUCUCCAAUCUUCAAAUGCUCACGCCGUAUGGAGGUGGUAUUCAGUGAUGUCUACAUGUUGGAUGAGGAAAUGAAAUGGAAAGUUAUGCCGCCGAUGCCAAAACCGGACUCCCAUAUCGAAUUUGCUUGGAAAGUCGUUAAUAACUCCAUUGUAAUCGUUGGAGGCACAACAGAGAAACAUCCUGAAACCAAAAAGAUGGUUCUCGUUGGUGAAAUCUUCCAGUUCAACUUAAAUACACUGAAAUGGUAUGUGAUUGGGAAAUUACCAUACCGUGUGAAGACAACGCUGGCUGGGUAUUGGGAUGGACAGUUAUACUUCACCUCAGGACAAAGAGACAAAGGUCCAGAUGAUCCCGCCCCGAGGAAGGUCAUGGCAGAGAUGUGGAGAACCAAAUUGAUACUCAACCCAUGAGGCAAGCAAGUUUGUUUUUCAUAGCACAAAAUUCUGCAUUCUUUGUAUCUAAUUCAAACAAGUCCUUACAUUACAUAUUUACAUCCACUGUCAUGGAAUUUUGUAUAUUGUAAACUGAAUCAGAAUCUAUAAGAAAGUUCCAGUUUCAACACA